Stereum hirsutum FP-91666 SS1 is the source of this 615-nucleotide messenger RNA. Its product is annotated as het-c2 protein. The record is from RefSeq and is a predicted model, not a curated record. The coding region runs from base 1 to 615 and encodes 204 amino acids. The transcript has 5 exons. Gene Ontology annotation, biological process: intermembrane lipid transfer; ceramide transport. Gene Ontology annotation, cellular component: cytosol; cytoplasm; membrane. Gene Ontology annotation, molecular function: ceramide 1-phosphate transfer activity; ceramide 1-phosphate binding. NCBI's taxonomy places the organism in Eukaryota, Fungi, Basidiomycota, Agaricomycetes, Russulales, Stereaceae.
AUGGCACCCUAUCUCGAAUCCGUCAAGAACUUCGCUGAAGUGCCCAUCACUGACGACGGUGUAGACACUGUCGCAUUCUUGGAGGCCUCGGAGGGCCUUGUUGGGUUGUUUGACUUGCUCGGUUCUACGGCCUUCUCCGUCGUCCAGACGGACCUGAAAGGCAACAUCGCGAAAGUCCGCGCACGUUAUAAUGCCACGCCUACAGUCUCGAACACGCUCGAGAAGCUUGUAGAGAACGAGAAAGGGGAGAAGAAGCGUACGGCGACCGAGGGUCUGAUGUGGCUCUUGCGCGGCCUGUCCUUUACUUGCAUCGCACUCCAGAAUAUCCAGGCGAACAAGUCGGAGGAGCUGACGACCGCGUUUGGCAAGUCUUACGACGUGACCUUGAAGAAGUUCCAUAACUUUGUCGUCAAGGGUAUCUUUGCGGUCGCGCUCAAGGCAUGCCCAUACCGUGCCGACUUCUUCACUAAGUUGAGGGCGGACCCCGCCGGCGGCCCGGAGGCUUCUGAGGCCAAGACCGACAUCGAGCUGAACAGGUGGCUGGAUGCUCUUUCUAACAUCGUGAAGCGCAUGGAGGCGUUCUACGAGAAGGGCGGAUACGGCAAGGGCUUCUAG